UAUUAUAAUAAAAUGCCGACGGAAUUUUAGACUUGCGCGCAGUACCAAUUCCUUAGGUCUGAUGCCUUUGAUGCACAUCGCUUUUAUUCCUAAAAAUUCACCUGUACUUUCAUCGAGCGAGGACCACCCCUUACUAAUUACCGGCAGAUCGAUAAUCAUCGAUGAGGGCCGUGCACGAGGUUCUUCGGAGCAGUCCAGGCUCGUCGGCGAGCGAAGCAACAUUAGGAGUUGCGGCUCCUUCGAUCGUAUCAAACGUACAAAACACCGUGACGUUAUCGCAUCUACUUUGCGUAAAUCCUGACGGGCACAAACAAGUUUUUUUUUUACGAUUUUUCACUGAAUCGUAAAAAAGUUCGUGAAAUUUCUCGCCGCCGAUCUUGCGGGUAAAAUGGAAAAAUAUGAAAAUAUCGAGAUAGUAGGUGAGGGAAGCUACGGACUCGUGAUGAAGUGCAGACAUCGCGAAACCGGACAGAUAGUAGCGAUAAAAAAGUUUUUAGAGACGGAGGAAGACGUCCAGGUGCGAAAAAUGGCGUUUCGUGAAAUAAGAAUGUUAAAGAAAUUACGUCAUGAGAAUCUGGUGAACAUGAUCGAGGUGUUUCGCCGAAGAAAGCGACUGUAUCUCGUGUUCGAGUAUCUCGAUCACACCGUGUUGGAUGAAUUAGAAGAAAAUGAAAAUGGUCUCGACUGGGAGAAAUCGAGACGAUAUAUUUUCCAAAUACUUCGCGGCUUAGACUUCUGUCACAAUCACAAAAUUAUGCAUCGCGAUGUGAAGCCCGAGAACGUGCUGGUAUCACCGAACGGCGUGAUCAAGCUCUGCGAUUUCGGUUUCGCACGUUACGUCACCGGACCCAAUGAGUCCUGUACCGAUUACGUGGCAACGAGGUGGUAUCGCGCGCCAGAGCUCCUCGUCGGCGAUUCCAGAUACGGUAGAGAGAUCGAUAUCUGGGCGGUCGGAUGCAUCUACGCCGAGAUGGUCACCGGCCAGCCGCUCUUUCCCGGCGACAGCGACGUCGAUCAGCUGUACCGCAUCACGAAGGUCCUUGGUCCUCUUUCUGGCAAGCAGUCAGUGAACGGUAGCGGCAAACGGAUAUUUCUACUCCGGCAUGCAAAACCCGACGAGAUUGUUAGCUCAAUGCGAUCCACGGGCUUCCGAAGUCUCUUUCCAACGUGGACUCCGAAGGCGAUCGACUUUCUGACUCAGUGUCUUCGUAUGGAUCCCACUGUCAGACCAAAGUGCCUUGUAUUGUUGCAGCAUCCGUUUUUUUUACAUGACGGUUUCGCCGACAGAUUCCUCGGCGAGCUGCAUCGACUUGUCACGAAAGAAUCCGCGAUGAAUCUGCUCGGGGCCAAAAGGGCGGAAACGACGUCCUCCAGAAUCUGUCGCAGUAGCACCGGCAGAUGGCAGAUGACAUUAAUCAAAGAGAGGCAAGCGGCGAAUAACAACACAGAAUCUGAAGCCACGGAGAGCGAGAAUUCUCCAGGAGAUCAUGUUAAUGCGAAUGCCGCGAAUAAGCUACAAAUAAACAGGCCGCGCGAAUUGCGCUACUUCGGACCAGUCUCAGUAAUACCCAACACCACAUAUAUUCGACGGCUGGAGCACAAAGGGCUUCUGAUCCCUGAAUCAAAGGGCUGUAUCUUGCCAGCUUUAACGUCGAAGACGAACGCCAAGAGGAAGAAGCUCGAUCUGCCUGGCCUGAAAAAUCGUUGAUCGUGCUCAAUAAAUAGCAUACUUCUUUUUUGUAAUGUUAAUGUCGAGGAAAGAGCGAGAGAACUGUACAAAGAAACUAUUGUAUAUGUGCGAGACAUGGCGCGCGUGUACAUAAUUUAUAUUUUACACACUCUGUAAAUGCAUGAAUGUAAAUGUAAAAUGUCGAUUAGUGUGUUUGUAAGGUACGAUUUAUUGGGUCUAUAAAGAAACAAUAAAUACUGAGAAUGUUUAUUCCUUUCAUUUUAUAUCGAAUCUAUAUGAAAAUAUGAUUGCAGUUACUAUAAUUCAACUAUUAUUUUAGUUUCAACUGAAAUUUUAUUUA
Messenger RNA from Solenopsis invicta (red fire ant), 2030 nucleotides. RefSeq names its product cyclin-dependent kinase-like 4. Gene Ontology annotation, biological process: protein phosphorylation. NCBI's taxonomy places the organism in Eukaryota, Metazoa, Arthropoda, Insecta, Hymenoptera, Formicidae. The transcript is spliced from 7 exons. Gene Ontology annotation, cellular component: nucleus. The record is from RefSeq and is a predicted model, not a curated record. The coding region runs from base 389 to 1708 and encodes 439 amino acids. Gene Ontology annotation, molecular function: ATP binding; cyclin-dependent protein serine/threonine kinase activity.